This is a messenger RNA of Fibroporia radiculosa, 1296 nucleotides long. RefSeq lists its product as uncharacterized. Lineage: Eukaryota; Fungi; Basidiomycota; Agaricomycetes; Polyporales; Fibroporiaceae. Gene Ontology annotation, biological process: phosphatidylinositol dephosphorylation. Gene Ontology annotation, molecular function: phosphatidylinositol-4,5-bisphosphate 5-phosphatase activity. The coding region runs from base 1 to 1296 and encodes 431 amino acids. The transcript is spliced from 5 exons. The record is from RefSeq and is a predicted model, not a curated record.
AUGGCGAACGGUCGGCUGCUCGUCCAGAUUGCGUCGUAUAACACAAAUCUCCAGGGCGACAGCGGCCUGCCACAAGACCUCGUUGACUGGCUUGCACCUACUCUUCAGGCCUCCCGCGCCCGUCAGUCCGAACGCCGUCCUUUGGAUAUUGUGGCCGUAGGCUUCCAAGAAUUAGUACCUCUGCAUCUUGGACUUGCGGGGCUCUCAGGCCCAGUAGUCGACAGCCGUGAUGAACUUAUCUUGUCUCAAAUUGAGGCGCACGCUCCGAACAAGGAGCGGUACUCGCUGAUUGCGAAGGUUGUUAACGUCGGCGUUGCACUGCUCGUCUAUGGACGCGAUGAAGGUGUCGCGCGUCGCGUGUGCGACGUGCAGACACAGUGGACGGGUUGCGGCCCUGCGUACAUGGGUAACAAGGGCGCGGUCGGAGUGCGAUUUCGGGUCGCCCACCAAGACAGUGGAGUGGGGGAGGUCUAUACAUUCGUCUGUGCACAUCUCACCGCACAUGGGCACAAGUUAGCCCAGCGCGUCCACGACUAUCAUCAUAUUGUUGGGACGCUUCUAUUUCCGCCACUCCCAGGAACAUCCUCCACGAAGCCCACGACUAUCUACUCGACGUCGCACCUCUUCUUUUUCGGAGACCUCAAUUUCCGUCUUGCGAUACCUCCCGGCCACCCAGCUUCGUCGUUGUCGCGCACCGAGUUCGCACGCAAAUUGACCAGCGAGGCCCAGCGACUGGCUUUGAAAGAGUUCGACCAGUUAUAUCAAGAGCGUGAUAUCAAGUUCAACAUAUUCGCCUCUCUGCGCGAGGCCGACUUUUGGAAAUUUAUCUGCAGCUACAAGUACAAGCUAGGCGAGACAGUCAUGUUUGAUUUCAAACGUUUACCAGCUUGGACAGACCGGAUUAUGUACACGAGCUACGCGGAUUCGCCGGACACGCCCCGCGAGUCCACAAUCUCCAACCUUCUCUAUACUAUUAUACCCUCAUAUACCACUUCAGAUCAUAAGCCUAUAGUGUCUCUCCUCCAGCUGCCCCCAUCCACUUUCGCUCCGAAUGCAACCACGCCACCUGUCCUACACCUUCCCGCUACCUAUAAACCCCAACCUGACCGCCUCGCUAUACCCAAGAGAUAUAUCGGGCGUAUUAUCGGACGCUUCAUUGGCUAUUGCUGGUGCCUCCUCGUACUUGUCGGGGCAGGUUCGUUGGGUCUCGGUGUUGCCAAUUCCAUUAUCGGAUUAGGCAUAUGGGGCUGGUGGAAGUCUCGCUGGUUUGCCUCUGGCACACCACGACGAACCUGA